UGAAAACGAUGUAGAAAGUUCAAAAGAAGAAAAAAGAAAGAAUAUGACAUCUAUAUUUAGUGACGAUGAGGAGAUGAAGGCUUCUCGGUCUCUUACACUGUAGUUCGAGAGUGAAAUGUUCUUGAUGCCAUUAAAAAAAAACGUAUAUUGAGUCCCUGUGUAUAAUAGGGUUCCCUUGGAAUUUUCGAUUCUUGAAAAUCGAAAACUCAUUCACAAUUAUUCACACUCUUCCAGCAAUAGCACCUCUUAUUUGGACUACUCUCCGGACUAUUGGACACCUUCACAUAAAGUAAGUCGGUCUGAAACAUAGUGAUUCUGAAACGCCAGUUUGCCAAAUGCCAAGCAAAUUCACAAAAACAGGAAGUUGCGGAUAUACUAGACUCGCUCGCGGGCCGUCCCUCUUUGUAGCUACUCAAUCAAACUAACAACGACAAUAGAGCAUUGUAGUGAAUGCAUUCUUAAAUCUUGACAAGAGACCAAUGUUUGGGUUUCAUCCUCUUCUCAGAUUUCUCAUAGAUGAAACCCCGACAGCUUUCUCAGGAGAUCCCAUUCGAGGAUGGCCCGAGCACAUGUUCGAGGCCCAGUGUCUGACUAUAAUGGUACAAGGGCUGGGGAAGGGGAAGAGCUCUUGUGUUCCGAGUCCUAUCAUUGAGAAAGAUAACAGAUCUCGUACGAUGUUAAAGCUUGGACUCUGACUAUAAUCAAAGAGAAGAUAAUUCUCAGUCUUGUAAAGUGAUAGUGUGUAUUGAUUGCUUUCUUCUGAUUAUAUUGAAUCAGAUGAAAUGCAAUGCGAGCACGGAGGAAGUUCCUCCACCCUCCCGCCACCGGAUUCCACCCACGCAAGAGCUUUCCUGUUCCGAGUCCCGAAUUCCCAAGCAAACAACAUAGACUCGUAUGAUCCUAAAGCCUGGGCUAUUACCUCUAUUCAAAAUGAUUCGACAACAUUUUCCUAUGCAAACUAUUGCCAAGAAUCACAAUUCGGGGUCUAAAAACAUGUAACCCAACCGACUUGUGCCGAUGUUCCGCCCAUACAUCGUGACUGUCUGCAGUGUCACCAAAUGACAACAGCGACAUUCAUCAUGCACUUUGAUCUGGGCUCAUUAACUACUAAGGCCACACAUGGAACGUCAAUGAUGGUUGACACCGGCGUUGGUCAGAGUCAGAGUCAGAGUCAGAGUCAGAGUCAGAGUCAGAGUCAGAGUAAGAGUAAGAGUAAGAGUAAGGACAAGAGCAAGAGCAAGAGUAAGACGGCAGGAUCCUCCACGAUCUUACAAGAGAACACAUUGGGAGUCACUAGCAUUGCAGUAGAAAGCUCGUGGAAGCAUCCAUAUCUGUAA
Messenger RNA from Botrytis porri, 1337 nucleotides. RefSeq lists its product as uncharacterized. The record is from RefSeq and is a predicted model, not a curated record. The transcript is spliced from 2 exons. Lineage: Eukaryota; Fungi; Ascomycota; Leotiomycetes; Helotiales; Sclerotiniaceae. Bases 1059 to 1337 code for a protein of 92 amino acids.